AUGAAGGUUCUCGUUGUUGGCGGCACUGGCAUGAUCGGCGCCACGACCGCUCUAUACCUUCAAUCCUUGGGCCACGAAGUUACCAUCACCGGUCGCAAGCCUUCUCCACCAGCCAAUGUACCUGCACUUGCAGAACUACAAUAUCUCCAAGGGGAUUAUCUUAAGCUAGAGCAAGACUUUAGCAAAGAAAUCUUGGGAGCCUUUGAGGCAAUUGUCUUUUCCGCUGGAACUGAUGGUCGACACAUCCCUCCCGAGCAGCAAGCCGAGGCAGACAAAUACUACCUUGACAGCAACGGCGAAGCUGUUCCAGCCUUUGCACGCCUAGCAAGAGACGCUGGAGUCCGAAUUUUGGUGAACAUUGGCAGUUACACACACCACGUCGCACCAGAGCAGGUCGAGGAGGCAGCUUACGUCCGCUCGAGAAAGCAGGCCGCAGACGGAAUCGUAGCUCUUGCAUCACCAAGCUUUUACGCCUGCAGCCUUGAUGCACCAAUGAUAGUCGGAAAGGUCCCAGGCAUGCGCGUGCCAAUAUUCGAAGCGCUCGUCAACUACGCCCAGGGCAAACUCGACAUUCCACCCUUUGCACCGCGUUGGGGCUCCAACAUCAUGUCGACGAUGGCGCUUGCCGCAGCUGUCGCUGGGGCAUUGGAUAAUGCGGCAGCCGUGAGCGGGCGGGCGAUACUCUUGGGCGACGAAAAUUGGACGAUGGCCGAGUAUUGGGGGGUGUUCUUUAAGGCGGCGGGGAGUGAGCUCAAGAUUGAGGCGUUGGAUGAGGAUCAUCCUCUGCUGCCUCGUUCUUCCAUGUUUGCUGGGCAGGAGACGGUCGUGUAUGAGCCCGAUGCAGCGGAUGUCGCCUUGUUAGGGGGAUAUCGCCGAGGCGACGUUGAGAGCACCAUCCGGAGCAUUGUACGCGAGUAUACUUCAUGA
Molecule: messenger RNA, 927 nt
Organism: Fusarium vanettenii 77-13-4
Lineage: Eukaryota; Fungi; Ascomycota; Sordariomycetes; Hypocreales; Nectriaceae
Exons: 1
Coding region: 1-927 (308 amino acids)
Source: RefSeq, a predicted model, not a curated record